Messenger RNA from Drosophila erecta, 1266 nucleotides. RefSeq lists its product as uncharacterized. Gene Ontology annotation, cellular component: nuclear body. Bases 90 to 1193 code for a protein of 367 amino acids. Gene Ontology annotation, molecular function: DNA binding. Lineage: Eukaryota; Metazoa; Arthropoda; Insecta; Diptera; Drosophilidae. The transcript has 3 exons. Gene Ontology annotation, biological process: positive regulation of DNA-templated transcription. The record is from RefSeq and is a predicted model, not a curated record.
CUUCUAGAAACUUCGAUAGAAAAAUCGAAUUUGCGCUGCUGUCCAUCCCUAGAUACAUUUUGUUUAUACAUUUCAAGCAUAAGGACGAAAUGAUUGAUGCCUGCACGAUGCAGGACGUGUCGAAAUUCGAAUCCAACCAGGAGAUCUCGUCGAAGGUGCUCCGCGGCGAGUACCGGCUGCUGCGGCGCAAGCAACGCGGCUCCGUUUGGAAGGUCUACCGGGAAAUCGUGCGCACCGACGGUGCCAUAAUCAAUGGACUCUACUUCUGUACUGGCUGCAAGCGCGUCAUGCGAUCCUUCAAUACGUCCAAUCUGCGCACCCACAAGUGCCAUGUGGACUACCUGCGCACCGAGGAGUUGUGCGAGGAUGGAAUCGCGGAAAUCCAUUCUCCUAAGCUAGACGAUUCGUUGGAGCGCCGCCUGAGCUGGAACAACUUUCAGCCGGCGGAGUGGUCCUUCCACGCAGUCGAACUGCUCCUCGAGCUCUGGGCACAACACUGCGUCGAUUUGCGGGACACACGCAAGCGGGUCAAGGUUAUCUGGAAAAUGACCGGCGAGAUGAAGACACUGGGAUUCACGUUCACGGAAAUCAAGAACAAAAUUGACGACAUGGGUCAACAAUAUCGACGAGAAUCGCACAUGGAAAAAACGACUGGACACAAAUCCGAGUGGGAAUACUACGAGACUCUAAAGAUGAUAUUUACUUCCGAUCGUAACAUUAUUGACAGUAUGCCCUUGGAAAACUCUGGAAAUGUACCCAUCACGACCAGCGAACAGAAUUCAUUUGGCAGUCAACUUGAUGAACCAUUGGUGUCCAAUUACUUACAGUCGCAAAAUGUACAGACCAGGGAAAGGGAUGGCUUCGAUAGAAACGAAUGUGCGGAAGACGUACAAGAAGACGUGGAUGAACUGCGCAUUCUGAAGGAUAACAUUAUUAGGGAAAUAGAAGAAUCAUCCACUGUGCAUUCCCAGGAGAACUACGAAGACGAGCUCGAUCAACAGAAUUCGAAAACUGAGGAAAUGAGAAGGUCUAAACGCCAAAGAGCCGCUAGAAUGAUGGAAAUAGAGGAGGAAAAGCUGGUCAUAGAGAAGAAAAAAUGCAAACUGAUGAAGUUUUUUGUACGAGAGAUGUCGUCGUUUCAUAAAGACUUUAUGGAUCUUCUUAGUAAUCCCAAAGAAGGCUCACAUUCAUAAAUACCCGUUCGCAAAUAAAGUUCUUACUUUUAUAAAACAUGUAGAAAUCUUCAUUUCGAUAUUGUAUUGAAAA